Molecule: messenger RNA, 2463 nt
Organism: Fundulus heteroclitus (mummichog)
Lineage: Eukaryota; Metazoa; Chordata; Actinopteri; Cyprinodontiformes; Fundulidae
Gene: entpd1
Product: ectonucleoside triphosphate diphosphohydrolase 1
Exons: 10
Coding region: 600-2078 (492 amino acids)
Biological process (GO): nucleoside diphosphate catabolic process
Cellular component (GO): plasma membrane
Molecular function (GO): UDP phosphatase activity; GDP phosphatase activity
Source: RefSeq, a predicted model, not a curated record
AGGACCAUCUGUGAAUGGAUCAGCAUAUCUGCAGGCAAGUCGUGUCCCCAUCCUGCUCAAACUUGCAGACGCACGCACCACCGAGAAGAAUAGCAGGGGAUUCCAAUCCGUCACCGAGAUGACAUCACAGCCUGCUGGCGAUACAAAAGUCAGCCCGAACAAGGGAGUCCCCGCUUCCCCUCCCACCUUCAACGUCCCGCAGAAAGAACAGCCUGCCGGAGCAUGUGGAACCCAUUAGUUUGGAGGACUUUGAAGGGAGAGAGCGCGCACUCCCGCGUCAACAAACACGCUUUGGCUGCGUCUCCACAGUGACCGGUGUUACAGCCCCGGCUGGAGGGAGAGGAAAUGCCCCACUCAGAGCCACGGGGCAGCUUCCACACAGCUUUAUUCUAACUCUCUGUCCGGCCAACGCUGGAAACCUCAUCUUUUAUCGCUCUGCCAUUCCCUGCGUCCUUUCUCUCCUCUCCCUGUCUUAUCUGUUCUCUCUCUCUCUCUCUCUCUCUCUCUCUCUCUCUCUCUCUCUCUCUCUCCACCCUACCAAUUUCCCUGUCGGGAUCCCUCCGUUCACUGUCAGUGUCAAGUUCACCGACAACUGAGAGAUGAAAGAGAAAAAACCCUGGCACACACCGCUGACCAUCAUCAUCACUGUGAUUGGUGUCAUAGCGAUUGUUGCCCUGGUGACGGUUGCAGUUUUGCAGAACCGGCCUGUCCCCCAAAAGUACAAGUAUGGGAUUGUGCUCGACGCCGGCUCUUCCCACACAGCUCUUUACAUCUACGAGUGGCCAGCGGAGAAGGAUAACAACACUGGAAGAGUUGAACAGAAGCAUUCCUGCAAAGUAAAAGGUAAGGGCAUCUCGAGCUAUGCAGCUGAACCGGAGAAGGCCGGAACGUCACUGAUAGACUGCAUGCGAGAGGCCGAGCUGCAGGUUCCCACCAAGAGACACCGCGAGACCCCCCUCUAUCUGGGGGCAACAGCUGGAAUGCGACUCCUGAAAAUCGAGGACAGCGCGGCGUCAGACAAGGUGUUUCAGGCGGUGGAGCAAACCCUACAAAGAUCUCCCUUUUACUAUCAGGGGGCGAGAAUACUCACCGGGCAGGAGGAGGGCGCCUUUGGCUGGGUCACCGUCAACUACUUGGAUGAUCGUCUCAAACAGGGUCUAGAAACAACAGGGGCCCUUGACCUUGGCGGAGCCUCAACUCAAAUUAGCUUUGUGUCUCGUAAUUAUGACAUAUCGGAGUCACCUAGCAACUCUGUGACCUUCCGGCUCUACGGAAACGACUACAACCUGUACACGCACAGCUUCCUGUGCUACGGGAAGGACCAAGUUCUAAAAAAGGCACUGGCACACCAGACUCAGUCAGGUCCAACAAAAGUACAGGAUCCAUGCUUCCACCCAGGUUACUCAGUGAAAAGGGAUUACACGAGCCUGUAUGACAGCCCCUGUGUCUCACACAUGAAACCCAAAGGAGCUCCUUCAGAGUUUACCCACAUAGGAGAAGGAAACUUCUCACAAUGCCAGGAAGUAGUCAAAAGUCUGUUUAAUUUUACAGCCUGCACUUACAGUAGAUGCUCUUUCGACGGGGUCUUUCAGCCACCUCUGCAAGGACCAUUUGGGGCCUUCUCUGCUUACUACUUUGUGAUGAACUUCCUCAAUCUGACAGAUACAUCCUUCCCUUUAGAAACUGUGAAGAAAAAUCUAGCGAACUACUGCGCUACUCCCUGGAAUGAGCUAAAGCAACGGCAUCUAGGGAGGGUUAAAGAGAAAUACCUGGCCGAGUAUUGCUUCUCUGGCACGUACAUCCUCACCCUGUUGACAGAAGGAUACAACUUCACAAAGGAGAAGUUCUCUGACAUAAAAUUCAUCAAAGAGAUAAAAGGCAGCGACGCAGGCUGGACACUGGGCUACAUGCUAAACCUGACCAACAUGAUUCCAGCAGAGGCUCCAGACUCACCACCUCUUCCACACGCCGGCUACGUCUCCAUAGUCACUGUCAUUGCAAUACUGCUGUUUAUCCUCCUCAUCCUCUGCCUGCGCUCUAUUUGGCCCAGAUGCUCAAAGCAGCAACAGAUCGUAUAAGCACAAUGAUGUAUCUAUGUUUGAGUGCUGUGUGAGGGAAGUCUGAGAAGAGGUGUGUGUGUGUGUGUUUGAGUGGGGGAAAGCUCAUCUGAAGUUGUCAGAGACGGUCCUGCAACGCAUCAUUUUUCAAGGAUUUUUAAGAAGGACAUGCGUUUAACUCUCAUCGGGGGAGAGAAGCCUCUGACUGAAGGACAUUUCCUCCAUUUCAAUAUGUGUGCAAAUGUACGUUUGGGUUUGAAUGAGUGAAACUGAAUGCAUGCCUGAAAGUGUGCGUGUAUGUGUGUGUGUAUGUGUGUGUGAAACCACAUCAGUAUGCAUGUCUAUGACCUGAAUUAUGCUGUGAAUAUGUAACUGUAUAAAUAAAGUAACCCAAGUUUAUAUAAAA